This is a messenger RNA of Penicillium brevicompactum, 900 nucleotides long. RefSeq lists its product as uncharacterized. Lineage: Eukaryota; Fungi; Ascomycota; Eurotiomycetes; Eurotiales; Aspergillaceae. Bases 1 to 900 code for a protein of 299 amino acids. The record is from RefSeq and is a predicted model, not a curated record. The transcript is spliced from 3 exons.
AUGACCACUGCGCCGCCGGUGCAUGCUGUCCCAGAUAGUGGGAUACCCGGCCAUCUCGUCAACCUUCCUCGCUACCAUCCCAUUGCCAUGAACCCAAAUCCGCCGCCGCAUAUGCCGCCGCCAGAGAUGAUGCAGAAUCACCACUAUCCUACCCUCGAACACAUCGAAGCUCGUCUCCGGCAUUUAGAGCAUGAGGAAAUGGCCCGAAAUGCAACCCGGAGCCGCAUUUUGGCAAUGCGCAAGCAUGAGGACGAGGAAUUCCGAGCUAUGACCGAGCGGGCCGAGGCCGAGGAAGAGGAUCUUCGGAGGCAACGGAAGAAGCUGAAACGCGAGUCUAUGGGUCUGGGGCUCAACGCCGCGGCGGAUUCGCCGCCUCUACGCCCAACUCCUCCACGCCGACUAUCAGAGACCAGUGCUGCCACAACACUGGCAUUCUUCAAACAGCAAAGCCCCCCAGAACCCCGCCAGGCACCUCUUCCACCUUCAUCUCAGGCACCUCCCAUGCCACCACCACACAUGCACGCUCAACCUCAUCACCAAGCUCCCCCACCACCCCCGCCAUCUCACCAAAUCGUCUCUCAUGACUCAUUACAUAACGGCUCCAUCCGCCGGAAGCAAAAAUACACCAUCAAAAACGUAGAAGCAUGGGGCGAGCGCCACGGCCGCCCCGCAGCACACGAUCCCUCCGGACGGGCAUUAUGGAAAAGACCCUCCGACGGAAGUUUGGUAUAUCUAACAUGUCCCAUCCAAGGAUGCGGCAAAUCCGACUUCGUUACCCUCCACGGCUUCAUGUGCCACCUCACCAAGAAACACAAGGACCGCACUCUGGGCAGCCAAUCCCGCGCCCUAGAAGUCUGCGGCGUAGUCUUCGACCCCAACGCCCCUCUCCCCCAGUCAUGA